Messenger RNA from Brassica oleracea var. oleracea, 2971 nucleotides. RefSeq names its product rho GTPase-activating protein REN1-like. NCBI's taxonomy places the organism in Eukaryota, Viridiplantae, Streptophyta, Magnoliopsida, Brassicales, Brassicaceae. The transcript is spliced from 24 exons. The record is from RefSeq and is a predicted model, not a curated record. Gene Ontology annotation, biological process: signal transduction. Bases 281 to 2947 code for a protein of 888 amino acids.
GUCAAAAGAUAGAAGAAUGAGAAAUGUUUUUCCCUCCAAGAAGGGAGGGCGUGUACAACUGCCGAAUGAAUGAUGAAACAAAAGACUUCCUCGGUUUACGCCCAACAUUUUCGCUUCACCUCUUCUCUCUCAAAACACCGUUGAACACAUCAAUCCAAAUCUCUCUCUCUCUCCUAACCCUUAAGAAAAUUUAACAAUUAUUAUUAUCAUCUUUCAUUCUCCAGAUCAAAAAUCAAGUGCUGAAUUUCAAUGGUGUGACCACUCGCGCUAUAUCAAAACUAUGGCUAACAGAAACGGAGAAUCUUCUUCUUCACAGCCUCCUCAAUUCCAGCCACAACAACAGAAUGCUAAUGAACAAGACCCGGAACAUCAUUCUGGAAACGCAGACCCUCGUUCCCGUGGUGGCAACACGGUAUUCAAGAGUGGACCGCUAUAUAUAUCCUCAAAAGGGCUUGGGUGGACAUCUUGGAAGAAAAGAUGGUUUAUCUUGACUCGUACUUCACUGGUUUUCUUUCGAAGUGACCCGAGCGCAGUCCAACAGAGAGGAGGUGAGGUCAAUUUAACCCUUGGGGGAAUUGAUCUCAACAGUUCAGGCAGCGUGGUUGUCAAGGCAGAUAAAAAGCUCUUGACUGUUCUCUUCCCUGAUGGUCGUGAUGGACGUGCCUUCACACUCAAGGCUGACACUAUGGAGGAUCUUCAUGAGUGGAAAGCUGCUCUAGAACACGCUUUGACACAAGCACCUAGUGCUUCUCAUGUUAUGGGUCAAAAUGGUAUCUUCAGGAAUGAUCAAUCAGAUGCCCCUGCCAGUGUUGAUGAACAUAGAGAUGAGGCACCAGCAAGACCAACCGUCCUUGGAAGACCAGUUUUACUUGCUCUAGAAGAUGUUGAUGGAACUCCGUCUUUCUUGGAAAAGGCACUUAGAUUUGUUGAAGAUCAUGGAGUCAAUACAGAAGGAAUCUUGAGACAAGCCGCUGAUGUUGAUGAUGUUGAACAUCGGAUUCGUGAAUAUGAGCAAGGGAAAAAUGAGUUCUCUCCAACAGAGGAUGCUCAUGUUAUUGCUGAUUGUCUUAAGUAUUUUCUUAGAGAGUUGCCUUCCUCUCCUGUGCCUGCAUCUUGUUGCAACGCUCUUCUGGAAGCUUGCCGUACUAUCCGUGGUAAUAGAGUCAAUGCUAUGCGUGAAGCAAUAUGUGAAUCAUUCCCUGAACCAAAUAGACGCCUAUUACAAAGAAUCCUGAUGAUGAUGCAGCUAGUGGCCUCUAACAAAAAUGUGAACCGGAUGAACACCAACGCUGUUGCAGCUUGUAUGGCACCUUUACUUCUCCGACCUCUUCUGGCUGGGGACUGCAAUAUUGAAAAUGAUUUUGAUGUGGGCGGUGAUGGUUCUAUGCAACUUCUUCAAGCAGCUGCUGCAGCAAAUCAUGCACAAGCUAUAGUGAUUACAUUGUUAGAAGAAUAUGACAGCAUUUUUGGAGAAGGUUCCUUGUCAGCUGGAUUGUACUCUGACUCAGAAGAGAGUGGUAGUGAAACGGAGGAGGGAACAGAUGAUGGUGACUCUGACUAUGACGGCACACAAGGAUCUGAUGACUACACAGAUGAAGAAGAGGAUCUUGAAAAUGAAUCUGAUAGAUCAUACAGUGAGAGUGAAGCCUCAGUCGACACUCCCCAUGACCAUAAAGCACGGCCCUCUAUUCAGAUAACUGAAAUUACAAGCUCUGAAUCCACCCCAAAAGGAAGUACGGAGCCCAAAGUUCCUAAGAAGCUCUUAUCCAGCUCUAAACGGUCUUCGCUACCACGGCAUGAUCAUGCAAGAAAGGAUCAGAAUGUUUUGGUUAAAGGGUCUGAUAGUGGAGAGGUAAAGGCUGUAUUAGAGGUCUCAAAACCUGAGGAAAAGAGCUCAUCAACUACAUUAUCAAGUGCACCAGGAGGAAGUAAAAGGCUAUGGGGCCGUGCCCAUGGGAGGAAGAACCUUUCUAUGGAAUCUAUUGAUUUCACACUGGAGGUGGACGAGGAUGAUGCUGACAUUGAAAGACUUGAAUCAACCAAAUCGGAGCUACAAAACAGAAUAAGAGAGGAAGUUAAGAACAAUGCAGUUCUACAGGCUAGUCUGGAGCGACGGAAGAAGGCUUUGUACGUGAGGCGCCAAGCUCUAGAGAAUGAUGUGGAAAGACUACAAGAACAGUUGAAGCAAGAGAGAGACAGGAAGUUAGCUCUGGAAGCAGGACUUAACAUGUCGAAAGGGAACCAAUCUAUUCCAGAAACAACCGAUGAAAAGUUGAAAAAAGAUCUGCAAGAGGUAGCUCAGGCGGAGGCUGAUAUUUCCAAUUUGGAAAAUAAGGUUGAUGAUCUUGAGAAUAGACUUGGUCAACAAGACGUUAAAGGCUCUGGUUCACCGAGAGAAUCUAGGAGAAGUCCAGAGCACAAUGCAAAAAUGAAGGAGAAACAAAAGGAUACUGAAGCAGCCUCUGGUAAUGUUUCAGAAAGGUCAAUUCUCAAGGAUGGGCAAGGGUCUGCAAGAGAAAAUGAGAUAGAGAAGAUACAAGAUCCACGGAGCAAAAGCUCACAACAAAGCUCAAAGCUUGCGGGCAUGUCUAAGAGGUCUGGGACAAAGGGAGAGGGAAACACAACAACAACAACUUCUGCACUUUCUAAAUUGACAAUGCGGCUCAACUUCCUCAAGGAGAGACGGAGUCAGAUCGCAAACGAGCUCUCAAACAUGGAUAAAGGGAAAAGCAGCUCAGGGCAACCCAGUCCUUCCACGGAGCAAAACCGAAGUGUGCAGGAAACUGAAAGAGGAACAGAGUCGAACCAGAACCAGGAUUCAGACAGCAGCAAACUCCAAAGCCCGCAUGUUCUUGACAGAGGAAGAUCUGAUAACGGAGGAGGCAGAGGCAGAGGAGGAUCUGGAGGAAACCAACCCAGCACUACACCGAGGACCUUGUCCAGAUGAUCUCUUUAUCAGAGCUGCUUAUAA